This is a messenger RNA of Andrographis paniculata, 1731 nucleotides long. RefSeq names its product glycylpeptide N-tetradecanoyltransferase 1. Gene Ontology annotation, molecular function: glycylpeptide N-tetradecanoyltransferase activity. NCBI's taxonomy places the organism in Eukaryota, Viridiplantae, Streptophyta, Magnoliopsida, Lamiales, Acanthaceae. The transcript is spliced from 2 exons. Gene Ontology annotation, biological process: N-terminal peptidyl-glycine N-myristoylation. The record is from RefSeq and is a predicted model, not a curated record. The coding region runs from base 204 to 1496 and encodes 430 amino acids. Gene Ontology annotation, cellular component: cytoplasm.
CUGAAAAUCCAAUGUGAUUGAUUCCUUGGUCCCGUUUUUCCUGACGCCCAUCAAAUCAAUCACUUCGUUCCUGUCUUAAGAAUAGAAUCGGAGUUAAUUUGCGUAGCGGAUUGCGGUUUUGGAAGAAGAUUGCAGUUUGCUGAAGUCGGAGAUCUUCAGUGGUUUUGCAUUUUGAAUCGCGGUAGAGAUAAGUCCUUUACAGAAUGGCUGAUAACGAUGCACCGACUGAAAACACCUACGAUGACAAGAGCGUACCUUCAGAAAACGAGAAUGAAAUGUCAAUUGAUGCACUAGCUAGGAAGGUCCAAGAGUCAUUUUCCCUUUCGAAAAGGCACAAGUUUUGGGAAACCCAACCUGUUGGGCAGUUCAAGGAUCUUGGAGAUUCGAGUCUGCCCGAGGGCCCGAUUGAACCACCAACGCUGGUGUCUGAAGUCAAACAAGAUCCUUAUAAUCUUCCGGCUCCCUAUGAGUGGAUUACUUGCGAUUUAGAUUCUGAGGAAGUAUGCAGCGAAGUGUACACUUUGCUGACCCAUAAUUAUGUGGAGGAUGACGAGAACAUGUUUAGAUUCAAUUACUCGAAGGAGUUUCUUAGCUGGGCUCUUCGGCCACCUGGCUAUUUCCGGAGCUGGCAUAUUGGGGUGAGGGUGAAGGCAUCAAAGAAAUUGGUUGCAUUUAUUACGGGCAUUCCUGCAAGAAUCCGAGCCCGUGACACUGUUGUCUUGAUGGCGGAGGUGAACUUUCUGUGUGUUCAUAAGAAGCUUCGAUCGAAAAGGCUUGCUCCAGUAAUGAUCAAAGAGGUUACUCGACGGGUUCAUUUGGAGAAUAUCUGGCAGGCGGCAUAUACAGCUGGCGUCGUUCUUCCUACACCGAUAACGACUUGUCAAUAUUGGCACAGAUCAUUGAACCCUAAGAAGCUAAUUGAUGUUGGGUUCUCCAGGCUAGGUGCGAGGAUGACAAUGAGUCGAACAAUAAAGCUGUAUAAGUUACCAGACAAGACAGCGACCCCCGGGUUCAGAAAGAUGGAGCCUCAUGAUGUUCCUGCGGUUACUCGGCUGCUGAGGAAUUACCUGAAGCAAUUUGUCGUUGCACCGGACUUUGACGAGAACGACGUAGAGCACUGGCUGCUUCCGAAGGAAAAUGUCGUGGAUAGCUAUUUGGUCGAAAGUCCUGAAACUCAUGAGAUCACCGAUUUCUGCAGUUUCUACACACUUCCGUCUUCAAUACUUGGUAACCAAAACCACUCUAUUUUGAAGGCUGCUUAUUCUUAUUACAAUGUUUCCACGAGGACUCCGUUACUCCAAUUGAUGAACGACGCCUUGAUCGUCGCCAAGAAGAAGGAUUUUGAUGUCUUCAAUGCGCUGGAUGUUAUGCACAACGAAACCUUCUUGAAGGAGCUGAAAUUCGGCCCGGGAGAUGGGAAGCUUCAUUACUAUCUUUACAAUUAUCGACUGAAGCAAGUUUUAAGACCAUCGGAGCUUGGACUUGUGCUCUUGUAGAAAGCAGCUUGGAAUCGACAAUGCCAACGCAGUUCAGGCAAGGAAUUUUGUUCAAGCAAAGUUUACUGCGUUUGUAGCUGGAAAAAUCUACUCUUUUAUGAAUUCUUGCAUCCGUCGUCAUUAAAAUAUUCGCGCUUUGUUUCGAACCAGACAGCGACUCAUUGACAUUUGUGGCUGAACAUUUGUGUACCAGAUUUUUUGAGCAAUUUUUAUCGUAGUUUGUCUGUCUUUUGAA